UGCGUAGUCACACGGUUCCUGUGACAUCACACGUCCUGUAGCUGUGGGCGGAACUGGCUGCUUCCAUAAGAUGACAUCCAGGGCAAAGAAACGUAUUGUUCUCCCUUCUCGUCCAGAGCCCCCUAGUAUUGAGCAAAUUUUGGAGGAUGUCCGUGGCUCUAUUUCUUCUGACCCAGUGUUUACCUGUGAUCUUAAUAACGAGCAAUUACUUUCUACAUAUGACACGGUCAAUGAAAGGGAGAAGCAAUAUGUGCAGAGCUGCUCUUAUGUUGAAAUGAACAGUAAAUUAAAGGAAGCUCAGGCCCAACUGAAAGUAAAGUGUGAUUCUUUGAGAUGUGCUGGGGAAAAGUUGGAAGGCGUUAUUGAGGAUUUGAAAGUUGCCACCAUGUGAAUCUAUCCAACUCUAUACUAUUGAAGUAUUUAUUCUCCUUUCAGGAUCUCAUGUUUUCACUAAAACACCUUGUUGGAGCUACAAAUAUUUUGGACAUUUGACUUGCAAAGAGAACACAGACAUUUAGGAAUAAUUCUGUAAAAAAAUAUUUUUUGAAGACGGUUUGAAACAUGCUUAUUGGUGGGUUCGGGGAUUUUCUCUUAUGUGUAAUUAAUGGGAGCUGUGUGAGCUUUAUAUUUCAAUGUAGGAUAUGUGUGCACCCCCACAUAUGUAUGAUUUCUCUUUAUGGUACCACACAGAGGACUCACAUGUCGCAUCUAUCAUUGCCACUAUGUUGGAUGAGAAAGGUUACCAAGGCUAUGUUGAACAUCGAGAUGCAGUAGCUGGUUUGCAGGCCAUUUCUGUUACCUCUGAGGUAAUUCAGUCCAGCAGAGUGUCCUUCAUUCUCCUUUCUCCUCACUCUAUCAAAGACCGUUGGUAUGAAUUGGUGUCAGAAUGUUGUUUGGUAAAUGCUAUAGAAAACGAAAGAGCUGGCAAGGUAAUACCAGUUUAUGUGGAUAUUAAAGAGGAGCAGAGACCACAAACCUUACAGAAUCUGACGAGUCUUAGCUACAAUAGCAAAUAUUUUCAGAAGAAACUUUUUGAUAGUUUGAAGUCUGUUAUGCUUCAUUGACCAAAUCAUUUGAAUGGCUCUUCUAUUUCAUUUGCUUCUUCAUAUACACAGACAUCAUCAGGAAAAAGUAAAGUUCUAUUAAGUUAAAUAGUUUGAUGCAGCCUUAUUUGUUAAUUAAGCAAAAAAAAAAGAUAGUUUGUGCUACAAUAUUACUUAAAACGUGGACAACACAAUAAAAGUUAUAAAAUUUUA
Pelobates fuscus (common spadefoot toad) is the source of this 1256-nucleotide messenger RNA. It is a transcript of the gene C5H19orf25, whose product is annotated as chromosome 5 C19orf25 homolog. The transcript has 3 exons. Lineage: Eukaryota; Metazoa; Chordata; Amphibia; Anura; Pelobatidae. Bases 71 to 391 code for a protein of 106 amino acids. The record is from RefSeq and is a predicted model, not a curated record.